Molecule: messenger RNA, 3185 nt
Organism: Drosophila ficusphila
Lineage: Eukaryota; Metazoa; Arthropoda; Insecta; Diptera; Drosophilidae
Exons: 6
Coding region: 327-2531 (734 amino acids)
Cellular component (GO): membrane
Source: RefSeq, a predicted model, not a curated record
UUUCUUUCGAACGGCGAGGCGUUUGGACGCAUUCGCGGACCGGGAAAAAGAAUAUCGAAAUCGAAAUCGUGAUUCGAAGUCACCCACGCCGGAGCUUCUUUGACUUCUCUGGCAGCUGCCGCCAAAAGAAAAAUAAAAUAAAAACAAAGUCGUUUUUAUUUGAAGCAGCCGCGCGACGCGCGCUUUUUCGAACCCAUCCAGUCUGACAUGAGCAAGUGAGUCCCAACGAUACGAAGAGGAAUCAUCGAGGAAGAACGAAACCCCCGAAAGGUGGCUUAAUUACUGAGAUUAUACGCAGAUAGUUUGUAGCAACCCAAAUCGAGAAAAUGGGUUUCGUUGCGGAGCACUCCCCGCGAGUCAACAAGACGUUGAUAUCGCUCAAGUUUGUCGUGUUCUUCGUCAUUGCCGGUCUCUCAGCUUUGCAUGUUCUGCACAACACAAAGCCUCUGCUUCUGGGACUGAACUUCUCGGAGUACCGCUUCAUCACCAUUUUGGCGCCUUUUGUCUCCAUUUUGGGUCCCCUGAUUGCUGGUCCCUGGGCAGAUCGCCUGGCUGCCAAGAACCCGAAUACUUUCGGACGGAAUCUGCGAGUGCUGACUGCGGCUUUCCUGCUGCUCUCGGCAUUAACUUACGCUUUCCUGUUCGCUGUGCCCGAUGUUCACCGGCGAGAUGAAAUCCGUGAGCCGUUGGUCAGUUUUGGCUGCGAUGAAACUGGAGGAUUCCUCUUCCAGGAGCGCUGUGGCUCGAACUCAAGCUGCAGCCGAUGGGAUCAGAAGGAGGGUAAAAUUAACCUAACCCGCUGCACGUACAGCUGCCAGAAUCCCAAGCUCUAUGAGCCACUGUACGUGGCCUGGCUGGCCGAGGUUCCCACUCUGGCUCCUUCCACGGAGCCAAGUUCGGAGUUCGACUACGAGGACGAGGGCAGCACUGCGGUCACCGAAAGCCUGCGCACCAGGAGGGACUUGGAGAGCUCGGAUCCAGCGGACAGUGCCGGUGUGGAGGCCAUCAGUGGCGAGGUGCUCCACCACCGAUCCGUCAGACAGAUCAAGAAGCCGCCAAAGAAGGUCUACGUUCAGCCACCGCACGUCUGCCUCACCAAGCGCAAUGAAAAUGGGGAGGAAGUGGUGAAGCACUGCCACGCCUACACCGAGGACACCACCAGCGUGGUCAUGGAUGCCCUCAUGGGAUCCGCGAUCAGCCAGGAGGAGCACUACGACGACUACGAGGGAUGGUGCCAGUACCCACUGGAGGGUUUCCAAUGUCACAUACCCGCCGAACAAGUGACCUACAUGAAGGACUUCAAGGACUACAAGCAGAACGACAGCAACUGCAAGCCGAUGAUCGAGUGCCAGGUGGUGAAUCCUUACUUUGAGAACAGCGUACUUUCCGACAGCGAAUGUACCAAUACCACUGGCAGUGUGGAGGAAACCCUGGUGGGCUACACGAUCAUCCGAGUGAUCGGAGACAUCUUCCCCAUGGCCGCGCUGACCCUUCUGAAUACGGCAAUUGUGAUCGCAGUGCGAGAAACUUCCGAGGGAAGGGGCGAAGUUUGCCGCCAGUAUGUCUGGGGAGCCAUUGGCUUUCUGCUGUUCUUCCAGCAACAUCUAGAUGAGGACUACGCCCUGGCCGCACUCAUUGUGUUCAUUGUGUGCUUUGUUGUGGCUGCCAUAAUCCUGCUCUGCGCCUCGCAAAUGCCACUGAGUCCGCCGGAGUGGUGGUGGCACACAAAGACCGGAAUGCUGGUGGUGCCCAUGUCCGCCAUCCGGCGGUACAGUCCCGAGAUCUUCGUCCUCACACUGGUAUCGAUACUUUUCGGCACCUUCUGGAGCAGCAUCCACAGCUACUUGGUCUGGACCUACUCGCAUACAAUCUUCGGGGCUCUGCUCCUCAUCCUGGUGCUUUUCUUCAACGCGGACAAGUUCAUCGAGUACUGCGGUCACUCGAACAUCUUCAUCGGUGGUCUGGCCAUUUAUGUGAUCAGGUUCACCGCCUUGAGCGAUAACGACACCCAUUGGUUGACCCUCAUCAUGGAGUACAUCGAGCCGGUGGCAAUCGGUCUGAUUUGGAUCACGAUCAUUCUGUAUAUGCGCCAUGCCAUGCCACGAAAACUUACUGCCACUGGACAGGGCAUCGCUGUGUUGGCCUUCUUCGGAUUGGGCAAAGGCUUUGGAGCUCUGAUUGGACUGCUGCGCGAUGAGAAGGAUCCCCAGCUGAAGGACUUCUCCUGCUGCUACCAAUGGCUGGCCGUCGUGGCCUGUGUUGUGGCUCUGGUUUACUUCGCGAUCUACAACCUGAUCCUUGCCCCACGUUGCACCGCCAAGCCGCAGCACUCCGAGGAGUUGAUCUCGGGAUCGGCGUCGCAGAACUUUGGCAAUACGGGAACCGGAACCGGAAAUGGAACCGGAAAUGGCGCUGGCAACGGAGCCGGAAACGGAGCCGGCGCGUCACUCAAUGGCAACGGAAAUGGCAGCUACUCACCACUGAGGGUUUACCACAACGAGAGAGGGAAGAAGGGACAGUUUAGAUACUAAGGAUAGAGUGCGGAAUCCAGAUAACAAUGGAUAAUGUAUUCUUUUCAUGGAUCGCUAAUGGUCCGCCUCUCUCAAAUCGAGUGCGAAUGAUAUUCUUAGUUUUUAAAUGUGUACACCACACGUCAUGCUCCUCCACCUAUCGCCCCCCGCCCGCUCGAGGGCAACACUGCUAAUAGUUUUUAAUGCGUAUUUUUGCUAAGUGUAUACACCAGAAGGAAGAACAACAGAACAGAAAGAAUUAGAGAGAAGAGGAAAAAUAGAAAACAAACAAAAAAACCUUUUUAUAAUCGCAUGUAGAACUUAUUUUAUUUGUUAUUUAAUGCCAACUAAGCGAGUUCAUAAUUUUAAUUGUACCGCAAGGGGGAAGCUGACAGAAAAAAGAAAAGAGCCCAGCAAAGUCAUCAACUGCCAGAGUUUAAUUUGCAACAAUAGCCAUGGAUACAGCAAAAGCAAUAACGACUUCCCCGAACAACACGUCGUUCUCUUUACAACGUUACAAAAAUGAAGGCAUCAAUUUUUAAUGAAACAUUUGCGUGAUUUUACUAAGCAUAAUAUAUGAUGCACUACGAGCAUAUAAAUGUAACAAUAAAACAGAAAAUGUAAUUAUACAAAAAUAUAAUUAAUGGUAAUUAAAUGUUUUCAAAUUAAGCGUAA